GGCCAAACCAAGCAGCCAUGGGAAAGUUCUCCCCACUUUUUCCGAUUACAUCGAUUCUUUUUUAAAGAAGGAAACACACAAACCGAGUUGGAGCUGCAGACAGCUACUGUACUGUAGUUUGUAGGGAGCGGAGGGACACACUGAGAGGACACACGGAGGGAGUGCUGAGGCCAAUAAACACCAGGAGAGACAAAGACCCGCUUCACGAGAGAGAAAGGAGCAGAGGAUGUCCAGAGCUGACUGGUCCUACCUGGAGCACCUGCUGGAGGAGGGCCAGGAGUAUUCGACGGGCGUUGGCCGCGUCUGGCUUACCGUGCUCUUCCUUUUCCGCAUGCUUGUACUGGGAACCGCCGCCGAAUCCGCCUGGGAUGACGAGCAAGCCGACUUCGUUUGCAACACGGGGCAACCCGGCUGCACCCCCGUGUGCUACGACAGAGCCUUCCCCAUCUCCCACUUCCGCUACUUUGUCCUCCAAGUCAUCUUCGUCUCCACGCCGAGCAUCUUCUAUUUCGGAUAUGUGGCUAUAAGGGCCGGGAAGGCCAAGAGAAAAGAGGAGGAUGAGAGGGCGGCAGAAGGUCGUGGUGGUGGUGGUGGUGAGAGAGGAGAAAUAGCAAUAGAAAGGGACAAUAACAAUGUGACUAAAGACAAUGCAGAAGAGAAGGAGAGACAGGAGGAUGGUGGGAAAGGUAGAAAAGCUGACAAGGCUCCUCCGCCAGACGCUCCUAAACUGAAAGGCAGGUUGCUGUGUGCGUACGCGUGCAGCAUCCUGAUUAAAGUCCUCCUGGAGGUCGGCUUCAUCCUGGGGCUGUGGUUCCUUUACGACGGCUUCCUCAUCGCGGCGAAGUUCGAGUGCACGGGGUCCCCUUGUCCUCACACGGUGGACUGCUUUGUCUCCCGACCCACGGAGAAGACCAUCUUCACCAUCUACACUCAGGUGAUCGCCGCCGUGUCCGUGCUCCUCAAUCUCAUCGAGCUCCUCCACCUCCUUCAGCUCGCCAUCGCCCACCGGCUGGAGAAACGCUACCGCGCAGAGCUCCAAGACUACCUACCUCGGUCGGUACCGGCUCAACAGGAGGCUCCGGAACUCCAAGCGUGUGCGUCGCAGUCGUACAUAGCAGGGAGCCGUGUUAGCCUCCCCAUGCAGCGUGAGGCUGCAUGCUACCCGAACCCUUGCGAGAGCUACAGGGAUCUGGCGAUAGAGGUGAACUGGGGACCCGGGGAGGCUGCGGGUGACCUACUUCCCAGUUAUAUGAACUGCGUGGGGGCCAUGAAGACAACGCAUUCCCCGAGGGUCCACUAUAAGAAACACACACAGCACACAGGGGUGAAAAACACUAAAGGCGCCCAUAAGGCACUCUCAAAGCAGAAGCAUUAUGUAUGACGCAGUCAGAUGUGGUGAUUUGUUGUUUAUGACCACGAAAGCUUUGUUUGGUUUCCAGAUUCUUUUUUCAUAGAUACUAUCCUGCACAUGACACUUGACUAUCAGGAGUGCACCAAUGAGGGAGAAACGAAGAACAACUAUUGCACUGUGAACUUCUAUGCCUCAGAGGAAGGCAGGCAAACGGAGAUUUAGCAGAUAAAUGGACCUAUUCAAAACGAAACAUUUUGAGAACACUCCCCAAGGCAAAGAAAAUGAGACUCCGCGACGAGAGAAGAUUACAGUCAUAAGAUGCCUUUUAAUGACUUUAGUGCUGGAUGCGACAGUGGAAAAAAACAGUGCAAUGGGGGGUCUGCGGAGAGUACCAGAUUUAAGCAUAUUCCUCUGGGAAUUGCACUGUAACCCCUGGAGUUCUUUGAAGGCCCCCCCUCCUCUUCUCCCUCUCUCUCCCAUGGCUCCGUCCACACUGUGGAAUGUACUGGUCUCUGGAUCUCGCUCUGCUCCCGAGAGGAUAAUGACUGCGUGGAUGCGUGGAUGCAUGCAUGCGUGCGCGCACACAAUGUACUUUUCCCCUUUCACCCAGUGAGUUUUGGUCACUCGAGUUGGGGAUGUGGCCCGGGGAAGACAUGGGUGAAGAGAAGGAGAGCCAAACCAGAGGAAUUCUGGGAUUGUGAAUGACUUGUAUAACAUUGCCAGUAACCAGAGUAAUUUAGCUAUGAAGAACGAGGGAGAGAGAGGAGACUACUGCAUACUAGAAUAUGAGAGCUGAAUAAUGGAGGAAAGACAAGCAUCCAGUUUAAAAAAAUCAAACCUUUUUCGACAGCCUGAGAGAGAACUCAAAAGAUGCUUUAGUGAUCGCACAUUGAAUGGACUGAAAGCGGUACAGAAAUGUGCAAACUUGAUGAAAGGAAAUGACCAAUUAUGUGAAAACUGUAUUUAAUGUUUAAAGUAUUAUGAAGAAACACCAGUGUUAAUAUUUAUUAUUUUGUGGAAAAUAAAGUUUUAAGUACUAUAAAUUAA
Molecule: messenger RNA, 2398 nt
Organism: Sebastes umbrosus (honeycomb rockfish)
Lineage: Eukaryota; Metazoa; Chordata; Actinopteri; Perciformes; Sebastidae
Gene: gja4
Product: gap junction protein alpha 4
Exons: 2
Coding region: 227-1381 (384 amino acids)
Biological process (GO): cell communication
Cellular component (GO): connexin complex
Source: RefSeq, a predicted model, not a curated record